This is a messenger RNA of Octopus sinensis (East Asian common octopus), 3374 nucleotides long. RefSeq names its product coiled-coil domain-containing protein 42 homolog. The record is from RefSeq and is a predicted model, not a curated record. Bases 271 to 1203 code for a protein of 310 amino acids. Lineage: Eukaryota; Metazoa; Mollusca; Cephalopoda; Octopoda; Octopodidae. The transcript has 9 exons.
AAAAUGGGCGGGGGUAUGAAAGUGUACAAGCGCCUUAUAUUUUUCAUUAGCCGCUAAAGGUUUCCUUGAAAUAAAUUUCGAUGGUUAAUGUAAUAUUUGAAUGUUUCUAAAUGAUUGUGAAUAGAUAGGACAACAAGAGAUGGAGCUGAGGGGGGAAAAUAAACAAACGUUUAUUAGUUUCUGAGCAGCGCACGUGAUCGUUGCUAAGAAACCUCUAAACAUAAUUUGAUUGCAUUCCUGCUAAACACGUCGGAUAAAAAAAUCGCAAAAAUGAUGAGCCUAGAAGAAUAUUUUAAAACCACCUUUGAGAAUAAACUUCUCUUUAAAAUGCUGAAGGGUGACGAUGACCAUCUCACUCCAGCUACACGUCUCCUGGAGAAACGAAGAGAACUUGCAGAAAUUGAACAAGUUCUUUCUGUUCAAAAAGAGGAGUUUCAGACCAAAAUGGAACGUCUUCAACAGAGACGUGGGGAGCUGGAAAGAAAAGAACUUCAGCUGAAAGAAUCACUCGAGAAGUUUGAUAAAUUUUUGAAGGAAAAUGAUUCCAAGAGAAUUCGAGCAAUGAAAAAAGCCAAUGACCAACGUGAACUGAAGAGAAGCAAAAUGAGAGAGAUAGCAAAAUUUCAAGAUGAUUUACGAAAUCUGCUCAUUGUAAAUAACCAACUGAAAAAGAAGCAGAAAGUCUAUCACAAAUUUUGCUUAUUCAUGCAAAAAGUCUUAAAUUCUUGUGAUGAAUUCCAUGAGAUCAGAGAUAUUAUUGCAAGAUACGAUACCUUAAUUUCAACAUAUACUGAUUUACUUGACACUGAAAGAAAACAUCAAGACUUAAUUGAAGCUAUUAAACUAAAGAUUCAUAGUGUCACUGAAGAAAAAUGCAAUGAAAUCCUUGCACACAACAACCAGCUAAGUAACCUUCAGGUCAAGUAUGAAACUACGCGCAGCAGACGCAUCCAGUUAGAUUCUGUGUAUAGCCAUGUACACAACACAGCAAGCGUAAAAGCUCUAAAGUCCGGACAAAUCCGAAUGGCUGCUCAUAAUUUGUACAAUGUAAUGCUAAACUACCAAAACAUAAUACCAACAUUAAGUACUGAGCAGAACUCAUUUGAAGAACUAAACAGUGUUCGUAUAUUUGGAGAAGACUUGGUCUUUGUCACCAAUACUGUUAAACCUGAGAAAUCAAGAGAACAUCACUUUCUACCAUAAAAACUGCAAAUGGACUUUUUUCUUAACUUACUAUGAAGAAUCCUAUAAUUUGUAAGUUGUAUAACUAUUUCUGGUGUGCAUUAGAUAUUUGAUAACUGAACACAAAUUUAAAGAUUUCAUAGAACAAUUUAGACUCUUGUAAAAACUAUAAACUACCUUUUUAUUUCAUUUUUGCUGUAAUUAAGCUAAUUCUUUGUAAGUUGUAAUAACUGUGCACACCUGCUAUUUGAUCAUCAAAUAUAUUUAGAGAGAGCAUUUAGAUUCUUUGGACAACAGCAUUUGAGAAUAGAACUGUGGUGAACAAUUAGUUUUUUUUUAUACAUUUUUUUUUUUGCUAGCAAAGUUGUAAAUAGUUUGUUUUUCCUAACUUUAAUUUUUGCAAAUUAGGAUAGAUAUUUGUUGUUAUAUUUCAGGAUAGUCAUUUUUCUUUUGGCCAAAUAAACACACACAUACUAUGUAUUUUGCUUCAUUUCAGGUUUAUUUUAUUAUUGUUCUUAUUUAAAAUUUUUUUGUCUGGAAACCUUUCAUCACUCAACCUAUAACCUCUUCAAUGACUCUCCAUUCCAUGUGUCUCCUCUUUUCCUGUGACCUCUUCAGUGAUUCUCCAUUCCAUGUGUCUCCCCCUCUCCUGUUUAGUCUAUUUUGUCUUUCUAAAUGACUCUCCAUGCCCCAUGUUACCUCCUGUCCCGUGACCUCUACAGCGACUCUCCAUUCCAUGUAUCCCCUCCUGUCCUGUGACCACUUCAGCAACUCACCAUUCCAUGUAUCCCCUCCUGUCAUGUUCAGUCCAUUUUGUCUUUCUAAGUGACUCACCUUCACAUAUGUCUCUGCCUGUCCUGUAAUCUCUUCAGUGACUUUCCAUCCCAUGUGUCCCCUCCUGUCCUGUUUAGUCCAUUUGGUCUAAGUAACUUUCCGUCCCACGUGUCUUUUAUUGCCUUGUGACUUUUUCAACGACUCUCCAUCCCCCAUGGCUCUCCCUGUCCUGUUUACUCCACUUUGUCUUUCUAAGCAACUCUCCAUACCACAUGUCUCCUCUGGUCCUGUGACCCCUUCAGCAACUUUUGCUCCCACAUGUCUUCUGUCCCAUUUAGUCUGACUCUCCAUCCUUCAUGUUCCCUCCUGUCAUAUGACCUCUUCAGAGACUUCAUUCAACAUGUCUCCUCUUUUCCUGUGAUCUCUUCAGUGACUCUCUAUUUCAUGUGUCUCCCAUUGUCCUGUGACAUCUUCAGCAACUAUCCAUCUCACAUGUUUCCUCCUGUCCUGUUUAGUCCAUUUGGCCUUUCCAAGUGGCUCUCCAUCCAGUGACCUCUUCAGCGAUUCUCCAUCGCACAUGUUUUCUUCUCACAUGUGACUGCUUCAGUACCUCUCCAUCGCAUACACCUCCUCCUGUCCUGUUUAGUCCAUUUGGCUUUUCUAGGAAGACAAAAUGGAGUAGACAGAACAGGAGGAGACACAUUGGAUGGAGAGACGCUGAAGAGGUCACAGGAGGUGUGACGAAAGAUUUCCAGCCAAAGGACAUAAAAUAAAAUAAAUCUGAAGUGAAGAAUGAAUAUAUAGUGUGUGUUUAUUUGACAAAAAAAAAAUGUCCAUCUUGAAAUAUAAUAAUAUCUAAUGAAGUGUCAGUGCUAAGCAGUGUGUAAGUAUGAGCAGAAUUAGGGAAGUUAUUUACCUCAGUCCGGUGAUCUACUAGUGCAAAUCAGUCAACAUGCUGACUGAAUUACAUCUAAAGCUUUACAACUUCAUUCAGAAUUGCCUUUCAUUGACGAGAACCAAGUAGCUUGAAGUGUCGAUGUCUGGGAUUACUAAUAGAUGGCGACACUGAACAAACCGGGUGUUUUUAACACCUUUUUUUUUACCAUAAAAGAGAUUUAUUCUCCAUGUUAAUUGCAGUGUGUUUGCCUUUUAGCUGUCGAAAUAUGUGACAAACAUAUUUCAACUUAUCUAAUUCUGCUCAUAACAAUAUCUGUUCCAACACAGGAUUUUACAUCAGGAAUUUUACAAAACAAAUACAAAGACAAUAGAUAUUUGAAUAUUAGGAUAUUUACAUAGUACUUAACUGCCAGAACAUUUAUUGAAGUUUUUCUCUCUCCCAAAAAACCCUUCAUGCUUAACUUGGCAUAUAAAGGAACCCUUUUAUUUUAUUAAGCAGAAAUAUAUUGUUUUUCAAAACA